Messenger RNA from Tigriopus californicus, 1660 nucleotides. RefSeq lists its product as uncharacterized. The transcript has 6 exons. The record is from RefSeq and is a predicted model, not a curated record. NCBI's taxonomy places the organism in Eukaryota, Metazoa, Arthropoda, Copepoda, Harpacticoida, Harpacticidae. The coding region runs from base 191 to 1480 and encodes 429 amino acids. Gene Ontology annotation, molecular function: protein binding.
UACCUUUUUUGUGCUUUUGUGAAUUGUCUUUUUAAAUUAUUUUCUAAUAUAUUGUUUCCGCCACCUUUUUGCUCACAUUCAUCACUUUUUUUCCGAGCACUGCUUGCGGGACAACGCUGAACAUAAAUGCAUUUCGAAAGUGAGUCCCGCUUAACACAGUGCAUAACUCAUUUCAAUCAUAGCAACAGAUAUGCCCUCUCGAUAUUAUUUCCUUGCCUUUUCCGUUUUGAAUUGUUCGUUAGUCCUUUCUCAAGCGGAGAAAACUCGAUUAACCACGAGACGAGGAGAUGUGACCUAUCAUACAAAUUUUAAGGUGGAUUACCAUAUAACAGAAUGCAGAUCCUCUAUUGAGUGUAGUGGAUUAGCUGUUGGAAAUGGAGUUGGUGGUUUUGUGUGGAACAGCUUAAACCAAACUUGUGACUUGACCACAUCCUCAAUUCUUUCGUUGGACUUAAAAGCUGACGGACCCCAAAUACAAGUGAUAGGAUCUAUUUACAACGAUUUCCAUGCUUUUGGUUCCUCUUUAGUUUACGCUUACAUCAGUGAUGAUCCAGAUAAUGGAAAUCCAAUCAAGUUCUUGAAUCUGCAAUCUGGUUCUCCUUAUGAAGCAUGCCAUUACGAGAUCGAUAUUGGUUCGAAAGAAUUGGGAAUACACAAGAAGUUCAGAAGCGGCAGUUUAGUUCUUUUGAAUAAUGCCUUACACUUUUGUAUCCCAACAUGGAUAAACAAAGAGGAUGAACUGACCAGAGUUAAUUCUUAUGGGGAUUGCUACUACCUGAAGCCCGGUCAAGACUCCUGGAUUGCAACAAGCAUCUACCCUGCUCAUUCUCAUAGUGAUGCAAUGCCUUUUGUAGUGAAUCAAUCCACACUUUGGUUGACGGGCGGAUGUGACAGCAGUUAUUUCAAUCUUUCCUCACCCACGGAAUUUUGUACCCUGUCACUGGACACCAAAUUUUAUCAUUUUGACGGGUUUAGCACCGAAGUAGUGGAUGGACCCAAUCUUCCUUUUGGGAUGUCCGAUGUCCAGAUUGCUUGGCUUAAUGACACUCGGGUCAUUAUUUGGGGUUACAAUAAGAACGAAUUUUUCCUUACGAGUGACUGGCCGCCUAAAACGGGCUCUUUUCAAACGUACCCACUCCCAGAGGGACUAAGAAUGCGGCGUUUAAAACGCAUCUCCAUGACAUCUGUCGUUCUGAAUGGAAAGGAGCAGAUCUUGAUGAAUUACUUUGCGGAUGACCUUCAUGUUCUUGAUCCUAAAACCAUGACUUGGGCCAAACUUGUCGGGCCCCAAUAUAAGAAGACACCGCCCUGUGCUCUCGAUGACAUUUUAUAUGCAAAGAAUGGUGUGCUGCUGAACAAAGGACGACUGGGAUCGAUGUGUUUGUAUGAUGGAUUAAGAUGGCAUGACUUUGAUGCCAGAAGCCCUAAUCAGAUAACACAUGCGGGGAUCGUUAUUUCUAAAGACUUGUUUUGCGGAUAGCCAAUAAUCUUUGAUUCCAGAAAGUGUCUCACGUUUCAAUAUUACGUUUCAAUAUCAUCAAUGAAAGAUUGAACUUUCUUUCCUUGACGCAAAACAAAAUUUGAAUGGCAUGGCGAGUCAAAAGUUACGCAAGUCCAGUUUUAUCGCUUGUUAAGCUCAAAAUAAACUUGGGCAACUCAA